UAUGGUGAAAGUUUGAGCAGGUGGCCACAGCGAAAGGAAGCGACCAAUAGAAACCUCCAAUUGAAUGCCACACAGAGGAUCACAGGAUGUUUGCUGUGGCUUGCCAUUAUGAACUUCACGAGGAAUUUGCUCUCUGAGCAUCGUUAAGAAUGCCACAUUCAUAUCGUUCGAUCGAUCAUAGUGUCAGCCACGUUGUCUGCAGAGCCUCCACUGUGGAAAGCAAAAGGCAAUUUUUUUUUAUAGAGGAAGCAGAAAGCAGUCUGGUCAGCGAAGGGGAACGAGGAUACUUUUACGCCAAGGGAACAUGAAAACGGAGCCGUGUGUAAAAUAUUGUCAUGUCCAGUGAGUGAAAGAUGGGAGGGUUGGGGAUCUGAGCAAAAUUGAAGGAGGAUUUUGUUUGCUAAGAUCCACAAUUCUCGACGAGGAAGCAGCAGCGAGUGCGACAGCAGGCGCUACUGCUACUGCUCCUACAUUUGGAAGGGGGAGAGGAGAGAGGACGAGGGACGGAGGUGUUACUUUUCAUUGGUUGGGGGUUAAGAAUGGCAACUCGAUGCUGCAGGUUAUCCUUGUGCUGGUGGCCGGCUCACUUCAAGUCCUCUAUGCUCGAGCCUGACGAUAUCGAGAAGGGUAGCCGCGACGGCGACGGCGUAGGCUUCACCGAGUUCAGGUUGGACGAGCUACGGGCCGCCACGGAUGGUUUUUCGCCGGACCACAUCGUGUCGGAGCACGGCCAGAAGGCGCCCAACGUCGUGUACCUUGGCCGCUUCUUCCCCGGCGAUCGCGACGUGGCCAUCAAGCGCUUCAACAAGUUCGCUUGGCCUGACGCCCGUCAAUUCCUCGAAGAAGCGAAGGCGGUGGGGAAGCUCCGGAGCGAGCGGCUGGCGAAUCUCAUCGGCUGCUGCUGCGAGGGCGACGAGAGGCUUCUGGUGUCCGAGUUCAUGCCCCACCAGACUCUCGCCAAGCACCUCUUCCACUGGGAUACCCACUCUUUGAGCUGGGCAAUGAGGAUAAGAGUGGCCUUGUACCUUGCCCAGGCACUCGAGUAUUGCAGCACCAGAGGGCGAGCUUUGUACCAUGAUCUCAAUGCUUACAGAGUUCUCUUUGAUCAGAAUGGUAAUCCCAGAUUGUCCUGCUUUGGUCUGAUGAAGAAUAGCAGAGAUGGAAAGAGCUACAGCACUAAUUUGGCCUUCACACCGCCAGAGUACCUUAGAACAGGGCGAGUGAUUCCGGAAAGUGUUGUGUACAGCUUUGGAACGCUUCUGCUUGACCUUCUCAGUGGGAAGCAUAUUCCUCCUAGCCAUGCCCUCGACCUUAUCCGCGGUAAGAAUUUUCGCACACUGAUGGACUCGUGUUUAGAGGGGCACUUCUCAAAUGCUGAUGGAGCUGAGUUGGUUCGAUUAGCUUCUCGUUGUUUGCAAUAUGAACCUCGCGACAGGCCGAUCAUAAAAUCACUUGUGACUUCUCUGGGAUCUAUUGAAAAGGAUGCAGAGGUGCCAUCAUAUACACUGAUGGGCAUUAUGAAUGGCUCUGCGAAUUCUAAGCAAACACUUAAGUUAUCGCUCCUCGGUGAAGCUUGUGCAAGAAUGGACUUGGCUGCCAUACAUGAAAUACUGGAGAAGGUCGGAUACAAGGACGACGAAGGGUUAGCCAAUGAUUUGUCUUUCCAAGUCUGGACCAGCCAAAUUCAGGAGACUUUGAACUCUAAGAAGCACGGCGACAAUGCUUUCGUAGCUAAAGAUUUUGCAACCGCAAUUGAAUGCUACACACAGUUUAUCGACAUGGGGACGAUGAUCUCACCGACUGUGUUGGCGCGUCGCUGUGUAUCAUACCUGAUGAAUGGCAUGGUGCAGGAGGCUCUGGAAGAUGCUAUGCAAGCACAGGUAGUAUUCCCAGAUUGGCCUACUGCUUACCAUCUCCAAGCCACUGCCCUCCUGAGUCUUGGAAUGGAUAGUGAUGCCCACGACAUGAUCAAGACUGGCACUAGGCUAGAGAGCAAGAGGAGCAACAGAAACUGAUGCAAAACUUUCCUCUGGUUUCUUUUGUCUCGCCCUGUAUCUACAACUUAUCUCUUGCUCGUUUUCUUAUCACAAUCAGGUGGUUUUAUAUCGCCUUGUUCGCUUGUCGAUGAUAGAAUUUUCAGACAUGAAGUGAGUUUCAUUAUCUUCGUAAUAUCUGCAAAAAGAACUGAGGUAUAUGUAACAGAUAUAACUGCAAAGGCAAAGUGAUCAGAUUUGGUUGGUUGGUUUA
This is a messenger RNA of Zingiber officinale, 2247 nucleotides long. Its product is annotated as serine/threonine-protein kinase BSK5-like. The transcript is spliced from 10 exons. Gene Ontology annotation, molecular function: protein kinase activity; protein binding; ATP binding. Gene Ontology annotation, biological process: protein phosphorylation; brassinosteroid mediated signaling pathway. The record is from RefSeq and is a predicted model, not a curated record. The coding region runs from base 540 to 2015 and encodes 491 amino acids. Lineage: Eukaryota; Viridiplantae; Streptophyta; Magnoliopsida; Zingiberales; Zingiberaceae.